AUGAAAUAUGAGGAGAUUUACUUAUGCUGGCAGAGUUCGAAAGAUCAAGGUUAUGUAACACAGCGAAGGAGGACUCGAAUAGUCAUGGCAUAUGGCAAACGUAGUAGGGAUGAAGAUAAGCUGGACACCGAAGCGCAUUUUGGAAAGAGAGCUCGAGGAACGUUGCAUCCUUCACAUCACAAUGACGACAUAAAUAAUACACAACGUGGUGGUGCAAGUAAAAGUGGCAAAGGACUUGACGUUGAUAUCCACCCAUUGUUGCGAUCAUUGGACACAACAGGACCCGGUACUCAAACCAAGGGGCAAGGUAUCAAGAUAAAGAAAUGGUUUGACCCGACGGCUUACAACCCUUAUAUCAACGACUCAAAUUCCAUCUCCACCCAUAGACCUAAGCCAUUAAAGUUUAAUAAACAAGGCAAAUAUAUAGAACAGGGGCUGAAAUUAAGGGAGAAACUAAAGGCAGAAGAGGAAGAGAGAAGGAAGCACCAAGAAUUAGAGAGCAAGGGUUUAGUUCCUGACUUUAGCUUAAACGAAGAACUGUAUCAGGCAUCGUAUCCUCCUUUGAUAGAAUGGUGGGAUAGGCCAUAUUUACGAGAUAACAGCUAUGCAAAAAUAGACGACGAGAGCCGAAGAAUACUAGACAACGAUGACAUGCCCAUUACGUCAUACAUCCAACAUCCAGUAUUGAUACAGCCCAUCUGGCUUGAAACUGCUCAAACUGAUAUCAAGCCCAUGUUAUUGACGAAAAAGGAGCGGAAACGUUUAAGAAAGAACGACCGACAGAUACGGCACAAGGAAAUGCAGGAUAGGAUCAAACUCGGAUUAGAGCCACCACCAGAACCAAAAGUGAAGCUAUCAAAUUUGAUGAACGUAUUGACAAAUGAGGCGAUACGGGACCCAACUGCUGUUGAAAAUCGAGUAAAGCAGCAAGUGGAAGAGAGAUUACACAAACACCUUGCAGGUAAUGAAGCCCGCAAGUUGACGAAAGAAGAGAAGCACGCGAAAAUGUACUCUAAGCAAGAGCAAGAUCUCGCCAAGGGAAUUUUUACGACUGUUUACAGAAUCAGUAACCUAGAGAACCCACAGCAUCUGUUUAAAGUGGAUAUCAAUGCCAAACAGGAUAAUUUGUAUGGAAUAUGCUUGAGAAACCCAAACUUUAACUUGGUUAUUGUUGAAGGUGGAGAAAAGUCCAUCAAUCAUUAUAAAAAGUUGUUGAUGAAUAGGAUCAAGUGGAAUGAAACUACAACAGAGGGCGCAAGUGGAGAAAAGCUAGAGGAAACAGGUGCAGGUGCAGGUGCAGGUGCAAAUGAAGAUGCAACUACUGAAGCUACUGCCAAUGACCACAUACAAGAGAAUAAGUGCAUUAUAAUCUGGGAAGGAAGACUUCUGAAGCUAAACUUCCAAAAGUGGAGCUUUAUGUAUUCACAGAAUGAUGAAGAGGCAAUCAAUGUCCUUAAAAAGUUUGGAUUGGAAAAUUAUUGGAGAUUAGCAAAGAGUAAGUAG
Messenger RNA from Lodderomyces margitis, 1503 nucleotides. It is a transcript of the gene PRP3, whose product is annotated as U4/U6-U5 snRNP complex subunit. The transcript has 2 exons. Bases 1 to 1503 code for a protein of 500 amino acids. Gene Ontology annotation, cellular component: U4/U6 x U5 tri-snRNP complex. Lineage: Eukaryota; Fungi; Ascomycota; Pichiomycetes; Serinales; Debaryomycetaceae. The record is from RefSeq and is a predicted model, not a curated record. Gene Ontology annotation, biological process: mRNA splicing, via spliceosome.